Molecule: messenger RNA, 977 nt
Organism: Mytilus trossulus (common blue mussel)
Lineage: Eukaryota; Metazoa; Mollusca; Bivalvia; Mytilida; Mytilidae
Product: 1-phosphatidylinositol 4,5-bisphosphate phosphodiesterase gamma-2-like
Exons: 4
Coding region: 351-887 (178 amino acids)
Biological process (GO): signal transduction; cell migration
Molecular function (GO): signaling adaptor activity; receptor tyrosine kinase binding; zinc ion binding
Source: RefSeq, a predicted model, not a curated record
UUCAAUUUCUGUAAAAUUCUAAUUCAACGCAUGUUUGUUGAAACGUUUUACUUAUCAAACAACUGACAUGUGUAUGGUACAUUAUGGGGUCAUAUAUUUGUAGAAAUAGCAUACGAGUUAUCAACAAGUGUACCGUUCUUCAGGUAUUUUUAUCUGAAGAAUUAACUGUUUAAAUAAAAAUGGAAGUAGAGAGAUCCUCUGAGAUCCGCCAUCAAUAUCUACAGGAGGAAAACAAUAAAGUAUUAGGCAGUAAAUGUCGAAUAUACCGACUAUGAGAUGGUGGAUAUACAUGUAUAUGUUACGAGAAAACGCACGUUUAACGUACAUAACGCAAUUACGACGGUUUCCAUAUGGCUGAACAAUCCAGUGAAAAUGUUUGUCAAACGGCUUUCAUGUGUCAGUUUUGUGAUCAACAAAAUAUAAAAUGCAAAUGCGAGGACUGCGAUAUAUUUCUAUGUGAUUCGUGUAAAGAAAAAAAUCAUACAAGACUUAAGUCAUCAGAUAAUCAUACGAUAGUGUACAUUAAAGAUAUCGGAAAGAUUCAAUGUUACGACAACGAGCCAUGGUAUCAUGGACAAAUGACGCGCAUAGAAGCAGAGACGUUACUACAAAAAUACAAAUACAUGGGGGAUGGUGCUUUUCUCGUAAGAGAAAGUAUAAGAUGUAAUGGAAAAUAUUCUAUAGAUUUCUUGGUAAAUGGUGAACCGGUUCAUGCAAGAAUACUCACAAAACAGGAGUGCGGUCGGAUGAAGUAUUUUGAUGGAGAAACUUUAUGGUUUGAUUUUUUGAACGACCUAAUCGAAUCUCUGAAGCAUAGUUCGCAUACUUGUCACCAAGGUGUUUUAACUAACAAAUUUACACUAACGGAACCUAUUCCGAAAGAAUAAAAUCUGUGAUAAAAAGUUUAAACAUGUGUUAAAAGGAAUCCACGACACACUGAUUAAACAAAUAUUUUGAUUAAAAUGAGAUUUAAUCGA